This is a messenger RNA of Mercurialis annua (annual mercury), 2655 nucleotides long. RefSeq lists its product as uncharacterized. Lineage: Eukaryota; Viridiplantae; Streptophyta; Magnoliopsida; Malpighiales; Euphorbiaceae. The transcript is spliced from 13 exons. Bases 212 to 1921 code for a protein of 569 amino acids. The record is from RefSeq and is a predicted model, not a curated record.
AUGGACAUGGAUAUCUAAUUGGGCUAAAAAUGGCAAUGGAAAUGGAUAUCUAACUGGGCUUAAUCUCCAAACCCAAAUGUCAAACAUUUGCCCAGACAAGAACCACCACCACCACCACAAAAAAAAAAAAACUCCGCUCCUCUAAACCCCUAACACUGUGUCAUUUCAAGCAAACCAAUAGCUAAAACCUCCGGCGGCGGCGGCGGCAGAGAUGGUGAACAAACCAUGGAGAGUUAUACCAAGACCACUACUAGAAACCAUCUUAAACAACCACGCCCACCACCACCGUGUCCCUCAGCCUCUCAUUCUCCACGGCCCCCGUGGCUCCGGCAAAACCACCCUAAUUCUCGAACGUCUUCUAAAUAAUUGGAAUCAAGGUCCACACAUCACAGGCUACGUAGAUUUUGCACAGUCAAUCAAAGAUCACCACCCAGAUCAUAACAGUUCAUUUCCAUGGGCGUCUUGGUUUACUUGUGAGUCUCCAGCUCUGUCUAAUUGUAAAACCCAGCUCGAAACUUGUCUUGAAUCCAUGGCUUAUAAGGGUGUUAAGCUUGGUGUUAUCACUUCUAAUCAAAUUUUUACUACUCUUAAGAAAUGGCACAGUCUCGAUACCGCUCUUCGCAGAAUUAUACUCGAGAAGGGUAAUAAGAUUGCGUCGAGAUCGAGAAACGGGGUUUCUGAUAAGGCUUCGGGGUCGGUGCUCUGGGACCGGGCGGUGUUUACGCUGUCUGUUCGAUCAAACGUCGAAGAGAUUGAUGGGAUUUUGGAGUUGGAGGGGAAUGGCAGGAGUUUGAGUUUAGAAGAGAGUUCGUAUUUUCGGGAUUCGAUUGUGGCGUUGAGAUUGGCUAAGGAGGUUAUUAAUGUGCAGCAAGGUUGGAGAGCUAAUGCCAUUGCUCAUUUGAAUGGGACUGGUGGGUUUUCUAGGUCUUUAGCGAAUUCGUGUACUGAUUGGCCUUGUUUAUUGAUUGAGUUGCUGUCUCAGGCUGCUGAGAUUGACUACUUUCAGCCGAAGCUGGUUAUAAACAAUAUUGAAGUUCUUAAAAAUGCGAUUUUAACAGAUGAUUCAACAGUGUCUGGAGCCAUGUAUCAUGACAGUUUAAUAUGGAGAAUUAUUGCCCUGGGUGCAAAUGAGAGGUGUCUGCCAGUUAUGCUUGUCACGUCUGAUAGCUACUACUCAUAUCAGGCCUUCAUGGAUUUUGGAUUUCCUGACGUAUUCAUCUCUCGUGAGACCUCUGGAUGGACUUCGCAGGAAGCUAAAAUGCAUAUGGUUACUGACUACUUCAGUCCUUCAGAAUGGACGAUGAUUGUUGAGGUGCUAGGGCCAAAUCCUCGUCAUCUCUUUGAGCUUUAUGCACUCAAGCAGAGCAACUAUUACCAUAAGGUACUGGAUGACAAGGGUAGCACAUUUGAGGACAUCAUAGAUGCAUAUUUGGCUUAUCUGCAGGUCAGCGUGGUGAAUCCUGCCAUGGAAAAAGCUCUUGAAAUCCUGCACAAGUUUGCUGAAGAUGCAAGAAAUGGAAAAAUUCCAAAAGAUAGAUUACGUUUUGGUGCUCCUUGGAGGCACCCUCCAAAGCGAGAUGAACCUAUUCUUUACUCGCAAUGGGCGAAGCUUCAACUAAUGGAUUUUGUUCAAUCUCUAGCAAAUACAGAAUUUGGGGUUAAUUAUCUAGCUGACUGCAGCCUUGAGAUCUUCGAUGAUCCUUGUAUUCCUGCAUUGUUAGAGGUGGGUUUGCUUUACGCGCAACGUGAUCCAUCCUUCAUUCGCCCUGUAUCUAGAGGCAUCCAGAGAUGUCUUGUGAGAUGGCUUGUGCAGGAGAGGAUGUCCAUGAGUUCCUGGGAUCUGCUUCAGUUUAUGUGGCAGCGGAUUAUACGUGGACGUAGCUAUCGCCAUCUGAUGCUAGAAGUGGGUUAUAAUAAAUAAAUCAAACAAAAGCAUGCGCUUCACCUAAGUUGGAAUUUAGCUCAUACAAGUGGCAAUAAAUGUCCAUAAAUCACUGAAUAUAUGCUAGAAGUGGGAUAACUUCUGUUUUGACAUUAGAAUGGAACCUGGAACUAAAUGGUUAGUUUUGACUGGAAGCACUUGUUUGGAACAUUUGGCUCUGAUCUGAGGUGGUAGAGGAUGUUAAUGCAAUUAUACUACAAGGUCGCUGAUCAUCUGCUGCAGCACAAAGUGAACAGAAGAUGAUCAGCAAAUGCUGCUUUGAAGGAAAAAAUUUAUUACCGUUGCUCUGGAAAAAAGGCCUCUAGGCUUCGAAUGGCUCUGAAGACUCGGAAGUUAUUGACGUUAAGAAGCAUUAUUUUUUGGCACUUGAAGAUGAUGAUUAUUUACAGAAAGAGGUUAGUACAGUCAGCAAUUGCUCAAGGAUCUCUUUCAUUUGAUCUAUUUAUGACUUCCUUGUGGCCGACGAUGAUUCAUUUAAUGUUAUAAAGCAAGAACAAGCUAUCGAUUUAUUUUAAAAGAAAACUAUCAAUUAAAUGCCUGUUCAUUCGUAAUAAUACUUCUACCAGGCAAUUAGAGUUUUUCUAUGACAAAAAAUUCUGACAUAGCUUUACAUGUAUACAUCAAUCUGCAUAUAAUAGCUUAAUUGGAAGAAAAUGUUGGCUAUGUAAGUUGAUAUUUCUAGUGAUUCAUAAGUGUUUGUUUUCCUUCGAUUC